Sphaeroforma arctica JP610 is the source of this 167-nucleotide messenger RNA. RefSeq lists its product as hypothetical. The record is from RefSeq and is a predicted model, not a curated record. The annotation marks the transcript as partial. The transcript has a single exon. Lineage: Eukaryota; Ichthyosporea; Ichthyophonida.
GGCCCCAGAGUCCCAGACCCUCAGACCCAUUCCAGCAGUCCGGCAGCCCCAGCCCCCACCCCCAAGUCCCCAACACUGCCAAGCCCAAUAGCCAGGGCCCUAGCCCUCGGGCCGACAGUCUACAGACUGCAGAGUACAGACAGUCAGACACAGCCCACAAUUUCUAG